This is a messenger RNA of Cryptotermes secundus, 2279 nucleotides long. RefSeq names its product cytochrome P450 4C1-like. The record is from RefSeq and is a predicted model, not a curated record. The coding region runs from base 183 to 1652 and encodes 489 amino acids. Gene Ontology annotation, molecular function: monooxygenase activity; heme binding; oxidoreductase activity, acting on paired donors, with incorporation or reduction of molecular oxygen. NCBI's taxonomy places the organism in Eukaryota, Metazoa, Arthropoda, Insecta, Blattodea, Kalotermitidae. The transcript has 12 exons.
UCGCGUGAGCAAUAUAACUCAAGUGUUGCCCAGAUCGCUCGUCAUUCUUACGUCUUCUGCCCGUGCUACAUUUCUUUUUCAGCACAGGUUACAACACAAGCGAAUUAUAGAGGCGCUGUCCAAUUUUGUCUGAUAAGCCAAAGGAAGAGAUCUGCAGAAAUUCACUCAACAUUCAACACAAGAUGGUGGCCAUCGCGCUGAACCUCUUUGUCGCCAUCUUUAUCUUAAUUUGGGCCUACUUCACCAUUAAGACGCGCCAUAUGGCGAGACUGGCGAAGAAAAUACCGGGCCCCAAACAGUCUCCCUUCUGGAAGAAGCUACUGAAAUUACGUACAGGCUUUAAGACUGCAGACAUGUUUCAAAAUAUGGUGCAGAUUUCCAGAGAGUAUGAUUCGACCUUCUGCUUUUGGAAGGGCUAUGAGCUCUUCGUUUUUGUGCAAGAUGUCAAACAUAUUGCGGCUCUGUUAUCGGACGGCGAGGAAGUGAACAAAUCAUGUACUUACAAAUUCUCGGUACCCUGGCUCGGCUCAAGCCUACCAAUCGCUGAAGGUAAGAAGUGGAGAAUCCGACGCAAGUUGAUCGCACCCGAAUUCCGCCCCUCAACUCUCGAAUCUAGUGUUCAAAUCCUGAACUCCAAUUUGGACAAACUGAUUAACAGACUGUCCACAUUCGUGGGUGGUCCUGAGUUCGAUGUGCAUCCCUUUAUGAUUUUACACUCUUUCGACAAUGUGUGUGAAACAUUUAUGGGCGCGAAGAUGAACGCUCAACAAAACAGUGAGUCGGAAUUCGUGAGGGCAAUCAAGGCUGCAUCCCCUACAGUGCACGCCCGGAGCCAGAACCCACUUCUGCACCCCGACCUGCUGUUCCACAUGUCCUCUCUGGGGAGGCAACAAGCGAGAUACCUGGCCACAGUGCAUGCUACGAGCAAGGAGGCCGUGGAAGAGAGGGCGCAGCAACUGCUUCAUGGCAAGGGUUCAAGACCUCGCAUUCCAAUUCUGGAUAUGUUGAUUAAGCUGUCGAGAGAGGGCAGAUAUUCUGGUGACCUGGACACGCGGGAGGAAAUGGCUUCGGUCUUAAUUACAGGAUAUGAAGCAACGGCCGCAGCACUGAGUUUCGCUUGCUGGAUGUUGUCUCGGCACCAGGACGUACAGGAGAAAGUGCUGAUGGAACAGAAGGAAAUAUUUGGCGACUCUGAUCGUCCUGCCACCUACCGUGACAUUCAAGAAAUGAAGUAUCUAGAAAUGGUAAUCAGAGAAACCAUCCGACUGUAUCCAACCGUACCAGUAUUCGGACGAAAACUGCAGAAGGAUAUCGAUGUUGGAGAUUUUGUCAUUCCUGUAGGCGCAAAUGUAAUGUUUCUGGCUUACCAGAUACACCGGAACCCAAAAUACUUCCCGGACCCAGAGAAAUUCAACCCGGACCGUUUCCUGCCCGACAACGUGAUGAGAAGAAGCCCUUACUGCUAUCUAGCGUUCUCUGCUGGACCUAGGAAUUGUGUGGGUCUGAAGUACGGACUGCAGGUUAUCAAGGGCACGUUGUGUUCGCUGAUAAGGAGAUUCAGGAUCCUGCCAGGCAGCACGCCACUCUCUCUGGAUUACACGAUCGCUCUGGGAUCGAAAACAGGAAUGAGACUGAGACUGAGACCGAGAUAGAAAUGUGAAAUUUCGUUUCCCCUCCCCACACUAAAGGCUCAGUGAUUCUACUCCUACUGUCUGGUAUCAUCUUCUUAGGCCUAUAUAAAUACAAGACUUUCAUUUUCUUUACACUACCUUCCCGCAGUCUUACUGGCGAAAUUUCAGACCUAUUAAUUUCAAGAAUUAUUAAAAUUGAAAACAGAAUAUUACGCUUUCUUUCACGCAGCCUAAUGAUUUGUAGUUAAGCCGCUUAAAGUGGCGCAGAACUUAAAUUGGUUACAAACAUUUGACACUUCUUGAUAUAAAUAUUAAAUUUUCUGGUAUUGCACAAUCUUAACGUAGGAUGUGUUCUCUCUGGUAUUGUUUUUUGCUAUGGUUAUGACCUAUGUGCUCUAAAAACAAGAUGUCCUGUGAUAUGCAAAUUCACAAAGUAAUGAAUAAACUUUAUGUACGGAAAGUACGUGUUGCGAAUGUACUGAAGGUGCUGUGGUCUCGAAUAGUUCUCAGGUUCCCGAACUUGGACUCCAUAUUUUGGAAGUACGUGGCAACGACGAAUGGGUGUGAGGUUGGUAUUGAGAACUAUAUGUCAGUUCCAUUGAAAGCAGUAGCAAGGGUACUAUGAAAGUAGAAAUUAAAUUUGGUUGG